GGGAUAUCACUGGGCUCAGAGAAAGAUCUGUGAGUGUGCAUGGUGCCACUUUGUCCCAUGGCUGAUGAUGGUUUUCCAAAAAUUUAUUCACAUCCACCAACAGAAAGCAGUAAGACAAUAACUGAAGCAGCCAUUCUCUUUGGGACUGACACUAUCCCUAGAUCAGAAACAACUAUUGCUUCAGAAGGAGACCACAUUACUUCAGUAAGUGACUAUAUACUGGAAUGUGAUUUUUCAACAAUUACAAGCAAUUGGUUUCCAUCUCAAAAGGAAAGACUAAAUUCAGAAGAGAAUAUGGAGUCCUAUAUUAACUCGUCAACCAAUCUGGAGAAAGAAAUUGCCACUCUGACCAGCACUACAAGCUCCAUGGCUAAUGACUCUAUUACUGAAAAUGUCAUUCCAGUGAAAAUUGGUAAUAUCUCAUCACCAGUCACUUCUGUUUCUUUGAUAGAUUUUUCCACUAGCAUGGCAGAAAAAGAUAUUCUCUUGGAUACCAUUGAUCCAGGAGAUAAAGAUGUCCCAAUAACUUCUGAAGUCUCCGCUUCACUAAAGAAAAGCACUUCCAGUGUUAAUGACAUCCCUGCUCUUCCAGCUAAGGGACAACUUGAUGUCCACAAUUAUAGUCCCUCAGUGAAAUCCGAUGUCAGUGCUGAUGAAGUUGUCCAGAUGACUGACUCUUCUAUUCCUGACACCAAAAUUGCUCCAACUCCUGAAAAAAACUUCGUUCCAGACAUAAGUACCUUUACAGAAGAGAAAAUAACUGAAAUUGACUUAAUUCUUCCGAAAGAUGACCCCAGUGCUGAUUCUGAUGAAGAAAAGUUCAUCACUGUGUUUGAAUUUACUACCACUGACAAAGGAGACCAGAAUAAUCCAGAAGAUAUUCUGUUAACUGAUGAAGAGUCUAUGGGUGGAGUUGAUGUUUGGAUGGAGAGAGAAUUUGCCAGUGAAGCAGAUAGCCAUCCUGUUUUGCUUACUGCUAUUGAAUCCAAAUACGACUUCGUUGUUUCUAAAACAGUACCUUUGAACCUCUUGGAAGAUUCAUCUCCUACAAUGAAGGAAGAUUUGUCUGAAAAUAACAAAAUGGAACCUGUAACUGAGGCUACUGAGGCAUUUUCCAAAACUACCCUUGAUCUAGAUAAUCCAAGCCAAAAGGAAGACACUUUUACAACUGAAAUGGAUGUCUUUAAACUACUGAAAGAAGAGCCAAAUAAGUUCCUGAUUUGA
Molecule: messenger RNA, 1224 nt
Organism: Pipistrellus kuhlii (Kuhl's pipistrelle)
Lineage: Eukaryota; Metazoa; Chordata; Mammalia; Chiroptera; Vespertilionidae
Gene: CABS1
Product: calcium binding protein, spermatid associated 1
Exons: 1
Coding region: 40-1224 (394 amino acids)
Biological process (GO): spermatogenesis
Molecular function (GO): calcium ion binding
Source: RefSeq, a predicted model, not a curated record